Messenger RNA from Fundulus heteroclitus (mummichog), 1186 nucleotides. RefSeq names its product calcitonin/calcitonin-related polypeptide, alpha (gene calca). Lineage: Eukaryota; Metazoa; Chordata; Actinopteri; Cyprinodontiformes; Fundulidae. Gene Ontology annotation, molecular function: calcitonin receptor binding; hormone activity. Gene Ontology annotation, cellular component: extracellular region. The record is from RefSeq and is a predicted model, not a curated record. The coding region runs from base 65 to 436 and encodes 123 amino acids. The transcript has 5 exons.
GAUUCACAAGUCAGCUCAUCAUUUGCGUCUUCAGCGGCAGACCAUCUGUAAUCGCAAGGGAAUCAUGAGCAUGGUUAAACUCAGGACACUCCUUCUUGGCUAUGCGCUGGUUUUCUGUCAGACGUCCUCAAACGCGGCGCCAUCCAGUAAGGAGGCCUUGUCAAAUGGAGUAACACUAUUGAACAAGGAUGCUGAAAUGUUACUCAGAGCUAUCAAGGAGUUCAUGCAGAUAACCUCAGAUGAAGCACCCCAACAAGCAGCUGACGGGGAGAGCAAUUCGACAGCACAAAAACGGGCAUGCAACACGGCCACCUGCGUGACGCACCGCUUGGCCGACUUUUUGAGUCGCUCAGGUGGACUCGGACACAGCAACUUUGUUCCCACGAAUGUUGGUGCCCAGGCGUUUGGCAGAAGGAAGCGGCAUGGCCCGAUGUGAGACCAUAGUACGUUAAUAAUCCUCACUCUAAAAUAGCUCCCAAGAACAUUGUUGUCUUCAGUGACAAAACUGCACCAUCGUCUAGUCACAGUAGAAGCUCCUUUGGAAGAAGCGACAGUUCCUUCUAGAAACAAACUUGGAUUUUUGCCUUUUUUCUUAUGAUAACUAGACAACCUGUUGUUAGUGUGUAGAAAACAGGAAACUCUGAGCUGCUCAGAGUGAUGAGGGCAGACUUGUCUUAUCUGUCUUGACCUCUGAUUCAGCUGCAUUUCGGACCUGUGACUGCUGUACUGCAGUGUGUCUAAAUGGAAAUCCCAUACUGUGCAUCUGUAUCGGCAAAACAAACAACAAAUGUUCUGUGGCUGUUUCUGUACCUUGUUAUAAAACUCCUCAUUGCAUUUCACGUGUGAAAGAGCUGAUCGUAGAUCUAAAUGUUGGGAAAAAUGUAACCAGAGUGUAGAAAUAAAUAGUGUUUUGGCUACAUCGUGCUCUCCUGUUUGACUGUAUUGAAAGGCUGUUGUGGGUCAACCGUUCAUGUUCAUUCAUAUUAAGAAAGGUACAUAGAGCUAAUGUAACAGAACAUAACAGAAUAAAUGUCAUAUUUAAUCUUGUGAAGUAAUUAUUGAAUUAUGGGUUGCAGGGGAGUAAACGUAUGUCUCUUAACUUGACACUUAUAUGUCUCUACAACAGACUAAUUUGGUUUCUAGUGGUUACAGUAAGUUACUACUUUAAUAUUCAGCUGUAUAUAAU